AUGGCCGGUCCCAAGACCACACAAACCCCCUCGACAAACCCCGCCGCCGAGCGCAUCCGCGAGAACCAACGCCGCUCCCGCGCCCGCCGCAAGGAGUUCGUCGAGGCCAUGCAGCGCCGCCUCGACGAGUACGAGAAGCAGGGCGUCGAGGCCACCCUCCAGAUGCAGCAGGCCGCGCGCACCGUCGCCAUCGAGAACUCGCGCCUGCGCCUGCUCCUCGCCCGCCGCGGUGUCACCGACCACGAGGUCGACAAGUUCCUCGCCAUGUUCGAGACGGGAAUCCCCCGCGACGACGAGAUCCUGCAGCCCCCCGGCGGCAACGGCAGCCUGCAGACCGUCAUCCCCCCUCCCUCUGCCCCCGCCCCCACCACCUACUCGCAGCAGCCACCUCCAGCAACGACGACGACGACGAGCCCAUACCAGCAGUACCACAGCGACGGCGGCAUCGACCGCCUAGCCGUGCUGGCGGAUGCUAGCAUCAGCGAUCGGUGCUGCGGCAGCGGCGCCUCGACGGUCGCCACGACGCCGACCGAGUCCACCGUGGCGGCGCAGAGCCCGCCCAGCACGGGGCCGAGCACGAUGCCCGGCACGCCCGUCUCGGGGCCGCACGGCCAGUACCACAGCCACAUCCACAGCCACAGCCACCACCACCACAGCCAUCAUCACCAUGGUACGGCGCAAGCGCAAGCUGAAUCCGCCUCGCCGCUCGUCAUGUCCUGCAACACGGCCGCGCAGAUCAUCGCCGAGAUGCAAGGUGGCACGCCGGUCAACCGUCACGCUGUCAAGGCCAGUAUGGGGUGCCCGGACGCCGAGUGCGAGUGCUUCGUCAAGAAUACGCUGCUCUUCCAAAUAAUGGAAAAGAGUGCAGCGUAG
Molecule: messenger RNA, 873 nt
Organism: Cordyceps fumosorosea ARSEF 2679
Lineage: Eukaryota; Fungi; Ascomycota; Sordariomycetes; Hypocreales; Cordycipitaceae
Exons: 2
Coding region: 1-873 (290 amino acids)
Source: RefSeq, a predicted model, not a curated record